Messenger RNA from Antechinus flavipes (yellow-footed antechinus), 1982 nucleotides. RefSeq names its product DNA polymerase gamma 2, accessory subunit (gene POLG2). Gene Ontology annotation, biological process: mitochondrial DNA replication. NCBI's taxonomy places the organism in Eukaryota, Metazoa, Chordata, Mammalia, Dasyuromorphia, Dasyuridae. The record is from RefSeq and is a predicted model, not a curated record. The transcript is spliced from 8 exons. The coding region runs from base 494 to 1945 and encodes 483 amino acids. Gene Ontology annotation, cellular component: mitochondrion; cytoplasm.
UUAUGUAGUAAUCUAGUUUACAUUUUUUUUGGUUUAAAAAUUUUUUAACCAAAGCCAUUUCCGACCCUGUGCCGGAACACGGAGAGUCGGAGGGCAAAGCUGAGGUAGGAGUAGCGGAAGUGGGCAACAACCACAAGGCAGGAAGAGGAGGGAGGAGCUGCUCGAGAAUGGAACUUCAACGAACAUAUUGCUUGGAGGGAGUGUUAGAGGACUAAACGUCUGCAAGCUGGGCUGAGGGCGGAGCAGCCAAAGCUUGGAAUAGCGAGGGUGGAGCUCAGCCCCCUAAACAAUCGUGGCUUGGAAAGCAAACAUCGCGCUAUUUCGGGCGAAGCGGCCGGGAAGCAAAAGGUGCUCGUCGCGAGGAUACGUGACUUGGUCUCUUAAGUUGAGACUUGGGGAUGCAGGUCUUUUGCUCCCAUGACUUCCGGUGCGCCUGCGCACCUUUCUCCAGAAUAGUUGUGGCGGUUUAUUGAGCUGAGGCUUCUAAAGUGAAAUGGUUUCGGCUACAGUGGCUGGGGUGGCUCGCAGGACUUGGGACUGCGCACAGCCCAAGAUUUGGGCUCCCCUAGAGGCGGGUGGAUGGGCGAGGCCCAAAAAGAGACGACGACAGCAGAGGGCCUACGUGAAGCCUCCAGACGGAGGUGAUGACCACCCGCCUGCCCCGGGGCGCGGCGCUGAGUGGAGCGAGGCCCUUUUGGACCUCUGUCGGAGGAGACAUUUCUUAGUGGGGACCCAGCAGCCGCUCGGGAGGGAGUCUCUCCGGAGCGGCCACCACCCCGACUUCGGUCCCCUUGGCGUGGGACUCAGGAGGAACCUGGUUUCGCAGUGGUGGUCCUCUGUGGCGACGUUUAGGGAGCAUAUCUUCCCGCUGGACACCCCACACCACGAACCGUGGCCUGCCAGCCUUGGGGGCCGAGGCUUCUGCCUGGCCCCUGCUGACGCUCUCCGGGCAGUCUUGCAAGAUGAAGCAUUAAGUAAGGAGCAGCUGGUCGCCUCUCUGGAAAGCAUAUUAAAAACUUCUGGGACGCUACGGGAGAACCUCUAUCACGGUGCUUUGAAACACUAUGUUAAUUGCUUGGAUCUGGUAAACAAGAGACUGCCAUAUGGACUUGCUCAGAUUGGAGUGUGUUUUCAAGAUGUUCAUGAUAAUGGACAGACAUAUGAUUCCAUUAAAAGACUAGGUGAAAAGACCAUGUCUUCCCUGGUGUGGUUUACCACUGCAAGAACUGCAGGCCAGUGGCUUGAUUUCUGGUUGCGACAUCGACUUCUGUGGUGGAGAAAGUUUGCAGUAAAUCCAUCCAAUUUCAGCAGCGGUGACUGUCAAAAUGAAGAGGGACGUAAAGGAAGCAAGCUGUUCUACAAUUUUCCCUGGGGAAAAGAGCCAGUAGAAACACUCUGGAAUCUUGGAGACCAUGAACUUUUGCAGUUGCAUUCUGAAGACAAAUCUAAAUUACAUGGUCGAGAUGGAAGAAAAAACGUUGUUCCUCAAGUACUUUCUAUGAGUGGAGAUCUGGACCAGGGAGUGUUAGCUUAUCUCUACGAUUCCCUUCAGCUAACAGAUAAAUCCUUUAUAGGAAAGAAGGAUCUUCAGAGAAAGGUACUUAAACUUCACCCUUGCUUAGCUCCAAUCAAGGUGGCUUUGGAUAUGGGAAGAGGUCCAACAAUGGAGUUGAGACAGGUUUGUCAAGGACUGUUUAAUGAAUUACUAGAAUGUGGAAUUUCUGUAUGGCCUGGGUAUUUGGAAACCAUGCAGUCCUCGAUGGAACAGCUUUAUUCAAAAUAUGAUGAAAUGAGUAUACUCUUUACUCUUUUGAUAACUGAAACCACUUUGGAGAAUGGAUUAAUACAUCUGAGAAGUAGAGACACCACAAUGAAAGAAUUGAUGCAUAUAUCUAAAGUAAAGGACUUUUUAAUCAUGUAUAUUACAGCUGCCAAAAAUGUAUAGAUAUUAGUUGUUUAAUAAAUAUUUUUUGUCAUUUGAA